Tricharina praecox is the source of this 672-nucleotide messenger RNA. RefSeq lists its product as uncharacterized. The annotation marks the transcript as partial. The record is from RefSeq and is a predicted model, not a curated record. NCBI's taxonomy places the organism in Eukaryota, Fungi, Ascomycota, Pezizomycetes, Pezizales, Pyronemataceae. The transcript has a single exon.
GGGCGUACCACCGCCGCUUUUCCCGAAGAGACCAGGCAUACCCCCCCCUCUUUCUAUCCAUACACUCCCCGUCCGAUAUUCUACGGCCCCUCCUCAUCAUCACCACCAACAUCCAGCGACCCUCCAUGCCUCUGCUGCUGUCUCGGCCCGCGUCACCCUAAAGGCGACCCGCAAUUCGCUACCGACCGACGGGACUGCUGUAUCUGGCGACUGCUUGCGCACCGACACGGCAUUAUCGUAAUGCACCUGAUCCUCUUCCUGCUCUCGCUGAUCGCGUACGGGCUCUUCUUCGGCGCCAUGUUCUGGGACGACUUUGACACGGGUCGAAGCACGAACGGGAGUUAUUACGACGAGGAUUGCGCAAACCGCGCCCGCGGAAUCAUGAUCCUCGCCGCGAUCGUCCUGUGGAUCGUCACCGUCGGCAUCUGGAUCUGGCUGUGCGUCUGGAACGCUAUUCGCAGGAGGAGGGCCGCCCGCGCAGCGGCGAAGUGUGAGGUGCCCAUGCAGACGCAGCAGCAGCAGCAGCAGCAGGUGCGCCCGUCGGGUCUGGUGAGCGCUCAUGCUGGUGCUGACGGCGCUGCAGACUGGGCUACAAACUGGUCCAGUGAUAGCGAGAGAAUCUGGGCUGGUGGAAGGGAGGGUGGAAAGCCGGCCGUCCCAACGCAGGUUUGA